AUGUUCAAGCGACUCAACGAGCGCUACCUCCCCAUCACCAGUCGCGAAGACCACCCAGACUACGCCGGCCAGCCGAACACCCACCUCGACCGAGAUCUAGAGGAAUGGGAAGCCUGGAAGACAGCAAAGACGAUCCUGCUACCAAAACCAAACAAGCCACCCGGCAUAGAGGGCCUGCGUCCUAUUUCGCUCACGUCCUGCGUGGGCAAGGUGCUGGAGCACGUCCUUAACACCCGGUGGAACCGUUACCUGGAAGCGCACAAUGUCUACCCGGACUCAAUGCUUGGCUUCCGGGCUAAGUUGGGAACGCAAGACUGCCAUGCUCCUGAUCCAAAGGAAGUCCUUGACCCACCGGCCGGGACUCCAAAGAAUGACAACCGAGCGAUCUUGGGCCUGGAUCUGCAGAGCGCCUUUGACAACGUUAGGCACUCAGCGGUCCUGGCUCAGGUGUCCCACCUGGGGCUGGGCGCAAGAUCAUACAACUACAUCAGAGCCUUCCUCUCUCGCCGCACGGCCAGGCUGGAAGGGCUUCGUGUCCUGGGAAUGUUCGUGGACGGCACCCAAACUAACGCCACGGCGGUCAAGAACGUCACAACCAAGAUGGGCGUCGCAGCGCGCCUGGUCAAGCGAGUGUUGUCCCGCUACCGGGGCAUGAAAGAGAGGGGGCUCCUGCGUCUGCUGCAGGCUUUCGUUAUAAGCCACGCGGCAUAUGCGGGGGCCUUCCACCGCUGGACCGGCGCGGAACGAGCCAAGAUCGACGCCGCUAUCCGGAAGGCUUACGCGGGGGCUCUUGGGCUCCUACAAGGCACAAAGACAACGGACUUGCUGUCUCUGGGAGCACACAGCACAAUCUCAGAGAUCAGCGAGGCUGAGAGAGCAUCGCAGCCGAGCCGCCUGAGCAACACAGUCGCCGGCAGAUGA
Molecule: messenger RNA, 921 nt
Organism: Rhipicephalus microplus (southern cattle tick)
Lineage: Eukaryota; Metazoa; Arthropoda; Arachnida; Ixodida; Ixodidae
Source: RefSeq, a predicted model, not a curated record